AUGCUUUUCCAAAGAAAGUCCAUUAUUAUAGACGCGCGUGGACAUCUUCUUGGGCGUCUGGCAUCAAUAGUUGCUAAGACACUUCUUAUGGGCCAGAAGGUCGUUGUUGUGAGAUGUGAGGAAAUCAACAUUUCUGGAUCUCUUUACCGGAAUAAGCUCAAAUAUCUUGCAUUUCUUCGCAAAAGAAUGAAUACAAACCCCUCACAUGGACCUUAUCACUACCGUGCCCCAGCUAAAAUAUUCUGGCGUACUGUUAGGGGAAUGCUACCCCACAAGUUGUACCGUGGAAAGGAGGCUCAUCGCAAACUGAAAUGCUUCGAAGGAAUUCCUCCUCCCUAUGAUAAAAAGAAGCGUGUUGUGGUCCCUUCUGCCCUUCGCGUUCUUCGUUUAAAGCAGCGCCGAAAGUUCUGUACACUUUCCCGUCUUUCGACUGAGGUGGGAUGGAAAUACGAAAAUGUCAUCAGCAAAAUGGAAGCCCGCAGGAAAGCAAAGGCCGCUGUGUGGUUUAAAAAGAAGAAGGUUGCCGCCGUUCCUGACCAAGUUGCUCGUGGCAAGGCCCGAGAAGCGAUUGCUCCUUAUAAGGCAAUUCUGAAAAAAUACGGCUACUAA
This is a messenger RNA of Mesocestoides corti, 609 nucleotides long. NCBI's taxonomy places the organism in Eukaryota, Metazoa, Platyhelminthes, Cestoda, Cyclophyllidea, Mesocestoididae. The record is from the annotation of a GenBank genome assembly.